AUGGGGAGCGAAGGCUGUCCCGUGUGGUUGUUGCAUGUCCCUGCUGAUGUUUUUCUUAAGCUUUUUGGAGAACAUUUCUUUCUGUUUUGUAAGCAAGCAGGCUACGACACCAUGCUGAGGACACUGGGAGGAAAUCUCAUUGAAUUCAUUGGAAAUCUAGAUGCUCUCCAUAGUUACCUGGCUCUGUCCUAUCAGAUCCACUGCUCAUUCAUGACUGUUUUUCCUUUCUUUUGCCCAUUUUUCCAUCUUGCUACAGGUAUCAUGGAGGCGGUUGCCAGAGAGUUUUUUGAUAGCAAAGUGACCAUGGUGGUUCUCAAUCAAUCGGAGGAAGAUGAGCGGACAGGGAAGAAGGAGCAUGUUGUGUUCCUGGUCAAACAGACCAACCAAGCUGGCAAGACCAGAGACCAGCACAAUUCCAGUCAUAGAUGGGAGUCAUUACUGAGAACAAUGAGGGACAGAUGUUUGUCACUAGCUGGGAAAAAGCAUGGCUGGGACCUGCUCAGGGCUGUGGUUCUCUCAGAAAAAGGCAGCCUCCAGUGCACGUUCAGUCCAUGUUACCCGAACAACCUAUGGAUGGAAGAGAAAGCUUUCUGCAAUGCUUUUCCCUUCCAUAUUGUCUUUGAUGAAGAUCUGAAAGUAAAGCAGACAGGUGUGAACAUACAAAAGUUUGUUCCAGGUCUUCAGGCCAGAGAUGCUAAAUUGGACCAAUACUUCACCAUUAUACACCCACAGGUGACUUUUACCAUUAGGAGCAUCAGGAAAUUCAUCAACAGUCAAUUUGUCUUGAAGAGCUACAAAGACAAACACACCAUGCUCAAGCUAAGAGGUCAGAUGCUGUGGAUGGAGUCUCUUGGCUGUAUGUUGUACCUGUGUUCUCCAAAGUUACGAAACCUCCAGGAACUUCAAGAUGUUGGCCUCCACCUGUCUGACCUGGCCCAGCAUGAUGUCACCAGAGACCUGGUCCUCCUCAACCAGCAACGUCUAGCUGAGAUGGAGCUCACCAACCAGUUGGAGAGGAAAAAAGAGGAACUGAGAAUCCUGUCGCAGCACCUAGAGGCUGAAAAACACAAGACAGAAACUCUGCUGUAUGCCAUGCUGCCCCGCCACAUAGCCAAUCAGCUUAAAGAUGGGAAGAGUGUAAAAGCAGGGGACUUUGAGGUGUGCACUAUUUUGUUCAGUGAUGUGGUGACCUUCACGAACAUCUGCGCUGCUUGUGAGCCCAUCCAUAUUGUUCAUAUGCUGAACUCCAUGUACUCCAAGUUCGACAGACUCACCAAUAUACAUGACAUCUACAAGGUAUUAAUUGGUUUCUCAAAGGUAGAGACUAUUGGUGAUGCAUACAUGGUGGUGGGUGGCGUUCCAGUCCCGACAGAAACCCAUUCUCACAGAGUGGCAAAUUUUGCUUUGGGUAUGAGAAUAGCAGCCAGAGAGGUCACCAACCCUGUGACAGGCAAACCCAUACAGAUUCGUGUGGGUCUCCAUACUGGUCCAGUGUUAGCUGGGGUGGUAGGGGAGAAGAUGCCUCGCUACUGCCUGUUUGGAGACACUGUUAACACUGCCUCCAGGAUGGAAAGUCAUGGACUCCCUGACCACAUUCACCUGAGCUCUUCCACAUACAGUGAGUUAAAGGAUGCAGGGUUCAACAUACAAGAGCGUGGGCAGAUUGAGGUGAAGGGUAAAGGCCAGAUGACCACUUACUUCCUGUUGGGGAACAUGUUGGUGUCAGAAGAUAGCAUCAUGGGAAGAAAGGUUGGAGGGACCGGUCUUUACAGGGAAGACCUUCAAAAAGGUAAAGAACAAUAUAUGGAAAAUUAUAACAAACGGUUCCACCAUCAAGGUGUGGCAGCUGUCACUCUCAUGAUGUAA
Molecule: messenger RNA, 1866 nt
Organism: Morone saxatilis (striped sea-bass)
Lineage: Eukaryota; Metazoa; Chordata; Actinopteri; Moronidae
Product: guanylate cyclase soluble subunit beta-2-like
Exons: 13
Coding region: 1-1866 (621 amino acids)
Biological process (GO): response to oxygen levels; cGMP biosynthetic process
Cellular component (GO): guanylate cyclase complex, soluble
Molecular function (GO): guanylate cyclase activity; heme binding
Source: RefSeq, a predicted model, not a curated record